AUGCAAUACCCUCGGACAGACUUACAGUCUUGGACAACGAAAUUCAACGGCGACAUCAAAGUUCUUCAACGAGAGGUACCCAUAAUUCAUAAUCAGUGGAACUCCCUCGCGCCUUUCUUUGAAAGCCACGGGUACUAUCUUUAUGAGAGCCUCGACAAGGCCCUCAAGUUCAGCCUGGCUGCUAGGCCUCGACAAUCAUUCGAGUGUCAAGAGUACAUCAACGAGCCAGAAUACCCUUACGCACGCCGUGUAAUUGCCAGGGAAGAAGUUGUGCCUUUCCAUGACAUUCAGAGUUUUCGUGUCUGGCCAGCUCAAGAUAAGUUCGGCCGGGAGGUGAUGAUAAAGAUGAUUCAUACCUCUGACAUGCCCGACGCGAACGAGCUUGAGGUACAUAGGCGCUUGAACACUCCGGAAGCUCGGGCAGAUCCCAGAAAUCAUACUUUACCCACCCUCGGGUAUAUUGAACAUGAAGCGGUUGUUUUCGCAGUUAUGCCACGAUGGGGACCAUCAUUUGUUGGACUUAGGUUCUGCACUGUCGGGCAGUUGUUCCACCUUGCAGAUGUGUUGUUCGAGGGACUCGUCUUUCUCCACGAGAAUAGAAUUGCACACCGAGACAUUGCAUGUCAGAAUACGGUCAUGAACGUGCUCUACCAAGAGUUUAGAUACCAUGGCCCUGACGCACACCUCCUCCGCAACCCGCCUGAGGUUAGAUAUGCUUAUAUCGACUUCGGUGCAUCGUUGAUCUUCCCCAUGGACACCGACAUCGAUACUGUAAUCCUCGAGAGGGAAAGUUGCAUGGGGUUCGAUUAUCUCGGCAUCGCAGGGGGUCGGGCGAAUCCCUUCAAAGACGAUGUUCUCGUCUUAGCGCACACUCUGCAGAACUGGGUUCGAGUGAUUGAAGAUGUGGUCCCCGAAAUUGGCCCAUACUUUGACAACAUCCUAUCUGACUUCAACGACCCACCUUCGGCCGCUGUUUGUCUGGAGAGGCUACGAGAGCUCAAGAAGCGCGUCUCCGACGACGUUCUGAAGUCCGCCCCUCAGGCCAUGCUUUGGAAAGCUGGACGAGGAAUGGGUCUUCAGAAGUAUACUCCAGGGCAGCAUUACUAA
This is a messenger RNA of Coprinopsis cinerea okayama7#130, 1107 nucleotides long. Its product is annotated as other/AgaK1 protein kinase. The coding region runs from base 1 to 1107 and encodes 368 amino acids. The record is from RefSeq and is a predicted model, not a curated record. Lineage: Eukaryota; Fungi; Basidiomycota; Agaricomycetes; Agaricales; Psathyrellaceae. The transcript has 7 exons.